CAUUAGUUUUGCAAUUUUUAUUCAUUACUUUUUCCCCAAUCAUUCAGUCAAUUAGUAUUGAGGACUAAGAAGAAUAAUCUUAAGAAUACAACAAAGAAAAGUUUCACUUCACAACUAAAACGACUGAUAUUGUGUUUGACUUUUGUUUGGGAAAAACUCACAAAAAUACUAAUAAUCAUAAAAGUGAAGCAAACGUAAAGCUAAAGACAAGUUGAGGACAGAAAAGAGGGAAACGACAAGUCUUUUGUUGUUUGUGUCAACGUUUGGCUCAAAGGCCUUAACUCAUCCACACAUUGAACACUCUGUAUAUCUAUAGAUAUCAUAUAUACAGACCAUAGUUAACGAUUCAAGUGAUGACUGUAUGUUCAGACAGUCAGUCGAGGCAUACAUUGUUUUGUAGCCUAAGAUCGCGAUUCAAUGGAUUGGAGUCAGUUGUGAGACAUCAAAGACAAUAUGUCAACCAAAAACUACAUCUUCUCAGCACUGGAUGUCUCAACAGAGCAUUGAUAUUAAGAAAUGUUUAUCUAUUGGUGGCAGUGGUGUGUUAUGUAUGUUACUGGCCAUCAAUAUGGGGUCAGAUGGUGUUUGAUGACAGGCCGGCCAUUAUUGACAACAAAGACUUGCGGCCAAACACACCACUGUAUCGGCUAUUUGUCGACGAUUUUUGGGGCACACCGUUACAUAUGGAGAACAGUCACCGAAGCUACCGACCCCUCACAACACUGACAUUGCGAUGGAAUUUCGCGAUUCAUGGAUUAAAUCCAAUGGGAUAUCACUUAAUAAACAUUACAUUGCAUUCAAUCGUUUGUAUACUCUUUUAUAGUUACUGUCGACUAAUAUUCUGUGAUUUGAUGACAUCUUUAAUAACAGCCCUACUCUUUGCCGUACAUUCAAUACAUACCGAUUCCGUGGCUUCAAUUGUCGGGAGGGCUGAACUGCUUUCGGCGAUAUUUUAUUUGUCUGUCCUAUUGAUAUGGACUUCAAAUAUGUUUAAACAAAAACAUAGAUUAGUUGUGAGUAUUUUGCUUUCGUGGUUAGGAUUCUUGUGUAAAGAACAGUCACUGACUGUACUGAUAGUCUGUGCCAUUCAUGAACUCAUCCAAAGACGAUAUUCACCGAACAAAGAAAACAAAGUGAAUUAUUCAGCAAAUAAUUUGAACACAAUUAUAACCAGAGUUGGAAACAUAAGAAAAUCACAGAUCGCUGGCAGGAAAGUCGUUAAAAACAUAUUUAUUUUAUUGUCUGCCUUUGUGUCGGCACUCAUAUUCAGAUUAUAUUUAAUGGGUUAUAAACUACCAAAAUUCAAUCGGUUUGACAACCCUGCUUCCUAUGCGGACACACCGAUCAAACAAUUAACGUAUAGUUAUUUGGUUGCCUUCAAUGGUUGGCUUCUGUUAUUUCCGUGUGAUUUAAGCUGUGAUUGGACUAAUGCAUCCAUACCUCUGGUGUCAAACCUAAUGGAUCCAAGAAUUUGGACAAUUGGGGCCUUCUUUGCUCUUUUGUUUACUUUGUUAUACUAUGCCUUAAUCAAGAGCCGAGACAACAAACUAUUUUUGGUGCUAACUCUGUUGGUGGUGCCAUAUAUUCCCGCAUCCAAUAUAUUUUUCCCGACGGGUUUUGUUAUCGCUGAAAGAGUACUUUAUUUGCCUUCAAUGGGAUUCACUUUACUCAUAGGAAUGGGAGCUAAAAAUUUACUCAACUAUUGGACAAACCAUAAGACGAGUAUUAAGACAAUAAUAGGCCUUCUGUUGAUCUCUCAUUCCGUUAAAACAUAUUACAGAUGUAAUGAAUGGAACAAUGAGUACACACUGUAUACGUCUGGUCUUAAAGUGAAUCCAAUGAACACUAAACUACUCAACAAUUUAGGCCGUCUUUAUGAAAGGGAUGGCAACUAUGAUGUAGCCAUCAAUUACUUUAGAGAAGCAGUACGUAUUGAGCCGUUAGAUGUAAGAGGACAUCUCAAUUUAGGCAACAUUUUACUCAAAAUUAAUAACUCAAGAGAGGCUGAAAGUUCAUACCGUACGGCCAGUGCUCUGUUGGAAGAGUCGGCUAAAAGUUACCAUCAAAUAUCAUCCAUGCAUUUGACGGCAUUGUUCAGACUCUCGCAAUUGAUUUCCAGUAGAGAACAACAUAAAAAUAAAGAUCAAAGACUAGAAUCGGCGGACUCUUUGAUAUUAAAUAACGAUUUCAAACCAGCAUUUGAAAGCUGGUCUCAGUCUGUAAUGCAUUCAAGAGUUGCCAAUCGACGCAUUGAAGCGGCAGUAAUGUUGGCCAAUGCUCUUCACUAUGAAAACUCUGAUCCCGAUAUCCUUUAUAAUUUGGGUAUUGUGGUCAAUGAGAGCGGUUCGCCUGAGGACGCACUCGAGCUGUUUGACAAAGCGCUAAGUCUGGACCCACACCACGAGCCGUCACUAUUGGCAUCGGCGCGGAUAAUACAGGAUCAAGGGAUGAAUCGUUUACAUGAUGUGGCCAUCGAUAGGCUUAACACGAUUAUUGAGUUGGGAAAGGCUGAUGAAACGGUGUAUUUCAAUUUGGGAAUGUUAGUCAUCAAAAAUGGACGGUUCGAUGUCGGCAAAUAUCUGCUCGAGAAAGCCAUUCACAUAAAAAGUAAUUUCUCAGAAGCGCUCUAUAAUAUGGCUUUACUUUUGUAUAACGAAGAAUACCCGCAACCCUUACAAGCCGUCGACUAUUUAACCAAACUUUUGUCAACCAAUAGUCAACACAUCAAAGGACUACUUUUAUUGGGCGACAUCUAUAUUGAGUACUUUAAUGACUUGAAGAAUGGAGAGAACUGUUACCACAAGAUCUUAAGUAUUGAUUCGACUAAUGUGUUCGCUCAGCACAACCUCUGUGUUGUUCACGUCCGACGAAAACACUUUUAUGAAGCCAUUGAGUGCUUCGAGAAGAUCCAGGAGAGUAACAUCGGGUCCGUCAAUGUUGAACAUCACCUCAAACUAACCAGAAAUCUACUUCGCGAACAACUCAGGAAUGGUAGCAAUGAAUUCAAGUUUCUCUUAUAAUUCAUUAUCAGUUAAUUAUGUGAUUGUUUGUCAAAAUUGGC
Molecule: messenger RNA, 3061 nt
Organism: Oppia nitens
Lineage: Eukaryota; Metazoa; Arthropoda; Arachnida; Sarcoptiformes; Oppiidae
Product: protein O-mannosyl-transferase Tmtc3-like
Exons: 14
Coding region: 354-3020 (888 amino acids)
Biological process (GO): protein O-linked glycosylation via mannose
Cellular component (GO): endoplasmic reticulum
Molecular function (GO): mannosyltransferase activity; protein binding
Source: RefSeq, a predicted model, not a curated record